AUGGUCUUAGCAAUUGUCCUUUUGCUGGUUUUCGGCUCAGCCAUGGCUUCACCGCCCACCUGUGAUGACCUCAAAGAAGAAAUGGCUCCUUGCCUUUCUUACUUUGGAAAACGAGUUUCCCAGCCAACCGAAACUUGUUGCAGUGGUCUCAAAUUCGUCGGCCGCUACCUCAACGAUCAGAAUAAUCGCAAGUUCGUCUGUGACUGCUUUAGGGCGGUGGCAAAACGGCUCGGGCGGCCGGUCGAUGAUCGGUUCAUUGGUCUUCCUAACAAGUGUGGACUGUCUAUAAGAAUGCCACCUGUCUCUCUUGGCAACGUUGUUUGUUGA
Molecule: messenger RNA, 327 nt
Organism: Corylus avellana
Lineage: Eukaryota; Viridiplantae; Streptophyta; Magnoliopsida; Fagales; Betulaceae
Product: putative non-specific lipid-transfer protein 3
Biological process (GO): lipid transport
Molecular function (GO): lipid binding
Source: RefSeq, a predicted model, not a curated record